GAAAAGAUAAGAUUAAAGGUUUUCUGAGAAGCUUUAAAGUCAAACUGGAGUCCAUCAGGAAAGAAGGAGGGAAGGAGGAAGGGAGGGAGAGAAAGAGGGAGGCAGAAAAGGGGAUGGAGAGCAGAAGGGUUAGCUCCCUCCCUCAAUCCAAACUCUUCUCUCACACACAGUGAGGCUGCUCUCUGCAAUACUGAUCUCACGAUUCUGUCAGGCCCCUUUAUCGAGAUGUUGGGGUUCCUCGUGUCUGUGACCCCCCUACUACUUCUGUCUGCCCUGACCUCCCCCGCUGAAGGACAGCCUCGAAACCGUGGCGUACCCCUCAUCAAGCUGCGGCUGACCGGGGAGACCAGCAAGCCCAACGAGGGCCGGCUGGAGGUCUAUUACAACCGAACCUGGGGCACCGUCUGUGAUGACGAGGUGGAUAUCAACCUUGCGAACGUAGCUUGCAGGGAGCUCGGCUUCGAGAACGCACAAACCUGGGCUCACAGCGCCAGGUACGGGGUUGGCAAAGGUCCAAUCUGGCUGGAUAAUGUACGCUGCAAGGGCACUGAGAAGUCACUGGCAGAGUGCAGCGCCAAUGACUGGGGGAUCAGCGACUGCCAACACACAGAAGACUUGGGCGUGAUAUGCAGCGAGGAAAAGCGCCGUGUGAUUGGUCAGCAAGGCGAGCGCCCUGUCAACAUUGCUAGACAGGGUGGCAGCGGAGUGAAGAUUGAGGAGGUCCGUCUCCAUCCACUUAUGACUGGUGCUAAGGGCCGCGCGCCCAUCAAAGAGGGCGUGGUGGAAGUGAAGCAUGCUGGGAGGUGGCGGCAGGUGUGUGAUGUGGGCUGGACCCUCAACAACAGCAGGGUGGUGUGUGGCAUGCUGGGAUUCCCAUUAGAGGCUCAGCACAACGCCAAGAUGUACAAAAAACUUUGGGAUACCAAGGUCAACAAUCCAAAUACCAGACUCGGCAUAAUGUCCCGGAAGAAGAGUUUCUGGGUGGAGAAGGUGAGCUGCCAUGGCAACGAGCCCAGCCUGUCAGACUGUCGAGUCCAGCUCUCUAUUUCCCGCAACAGCCCCCCCUGCAGGAAAGGCAUGCACGCCAUCACACGCUGCGUCCUGGGAGCAGAGCUCAGCAACGCCCUGAACACAGGCCGCCAGACACACUCCCACAGAGAGCCCUCAGUCCGGUUGAAGGCGGGCGCUCGGCUGGGCGAGGGUCGCGUGGAGAUGCUGCGUGAAGGGAAAUGGGGCACGGUGUGCGAUCACCAAUGGGACCUGGUCUCUGCCAGCGUGGUGUGCCGGGAGCUGGGGUACGGCACAGCAAAGGAGGCCAUGAGAGGAGCGUACAUGGGGCAAGGAUUGGGCCCCAUACACAUGAACGCAGUGCAGUGCAGUGGGCAUGAGCGCUCCAUCACUGAGUGCUACUUCCAGGACCUGGCCACCAGGGGGUGCACUCACUACAAUGAUGCCUCUGUCAGGUGCAACGUGCCUAAGAUGGGACUUGACAGCAAGAUUCGCCUGGCAGGGGGGCACAGUCCUGGGGAGGGUCGUGUGGAGGUGCUGAUGGAGGUCGGAGGUCGGAAGCAGUGGGGCGCGGUGUGCAGCGAGUCCUGGGGUCUCAACGAGGCCACGGUGGUGUGUCGACAGGCGGGCUUUGGAUUUGCCUCACACGCCCUACAGGAGACGUGGUAUUGGCAGGGGGACCCAAGUGCCAGUGAGGUGGUGCUGAGCGGGACCAAGUGCUCCGGGACCGAGCUCUCGAUCCAGCAGUGCCAGAAGCACGGGCAGGUACACUGCCCUCGAGGGGGCGGGCGGCGUGCUGCGGGGGUCACCUGUAGUGAGACGGCCCCGGACCUGAUUCUGAACGCUCAGAUGGUCCAGGAGUCUGCAUACCUGGAGGACCGGCCGCUGCACCUGCUCACCUGUGCCCACGAGGAGAAAUGCCUCUCCUCCUCCGCGGACCACAUGAACUGGCCCUAUGGGCAGCGGCGCCUGCUUCGCUUCUCCUCGCUGAUCCACAACCUGGGCAAAGCUGACUUCCGCCCACGGGCAACUCGAGAGUCCUGGAUCUGGCACCAGUGCCACAGGCACUACCACAGUAUCGAGGUGUUCACACACUAUGACCUCCUGACCCUCAAUGGCAGCAAAGUUGCAGAAGGUCACAAGGCCAGCUUCUGUCUGGAAGACACCCACUGCCCGGACGGGCUGCAGAAACAGUACGCUUGCGUCAACAUGGGAGAACAGGGCAUCUCUGUGGGUUGCUGGGAUACCUACGGACACGACAUUGACUGCCAGUGGGUCGACAUCACGGAUGUCAAACCAGGGGACUAUAUCUUCCAGGUUGAAGUAAAUCCUCACUUCGACAUGGUGGAGUCUGAUUUCACAAACAACGUAAUGCGCUGCCGGUGUAAAUACGAUGGGAAUCGGAUCUGGAUGUACGGCUGUCACACAGGAGAUGCAUAUAGUGAUGAAAUUGAGGAUCUGUUUGAGCACCAGAAUCGGAUCUCCAAUAACCUGAUUUAAAUGUUCACCCUGGAAAUGCCCGGCAGAACCUGGAAUCAGGAAUGGAUAGAACUGGAGCUUGAAUUCGGGACUUGGACGUUUACCUCAACACGUGUAACACUAACACAAAGCACAGCAGUCGUCUUGUGAUCAGUGGGGAAGUCAAAUGGAUUUAGAGUGACAAAGGUUGCUCCUUUGGGCUACAAAAAUCCAUGGUGAUCUCUGCUCUAGGAUUUGGAAAUCUUUAUGCCAGUGUCUUUUUCAGUAUUUUCUAUUUUUAUUUUUUAAUGCAUACAGUCCUUUAGUACAGAGUAACUUAAAUAUAUAUAUGUUUCUGGACUUUGUUUUACAGCCUGUUUCUGAUUCCUUAUUGAAGUACUUUAUUUAAAUGUUCUCUUGUACAGAACACAAGGAACAGAAAUAGACCUAUUGAAUGAAUAUCUGUGAAAGAAAAUCCAGAUUUUCUCUUUGAUUUCUUUGGGUCAGAGGACAUGAGUAAAUAUUACACUUUAUACUCAAAGUGUCAGUCUUCAGAUAAUUCCAUUUGUAUAUAGCUCAAGUAUUAUUUUAAUAUUUUCUCAAUAUGGGCUACUGCUUUACUCCGAGCACCAUGUUGUCAGGAGAGCCUAAAGCUUCUACAGUAUCUUGAAACAAACUACAACUACUUUUAUAUGUCACUGUGAAUUCCCCAACAGAUAGUCACUUCACACAAGUGUAGCAAUAAGUGGGGGAACAUUUUCAGGAAUUAUACUCUCAGGAAGUGAUGUCAUACUUAAAUCAUUAAAGCACUAGAAUGGCAAUAUUCUGCAGUUCCUCACUGAGGCAAAGCAGAGAUUUGAGGUAAAUAUUUGAGUACAGCCUGUUUCAUAAAAAGGAAAGCUAACCAUACUUUUUAUUUCAACGAGGAGAACUUCCCAUACCUGGACUUGCUUUAUAAGAAAUAACAUUUGUUUAAAAUAGAUUGUUCUUUUUUUAACUGAAGCAAAAUUGCUGUUAAAGCAAUACAAAGUGCAUUUUAUGAAACCACAAACAGCCUGGUUAUAUAAAAAAAUAAAAUAAAUAAAUCUAAUUUGACAGCAGCGUCAAAACUCUAGUAUAUUAUGAGUUCUAUGCACUACAGAUCCAGGCAUCCUGUUAAAUUAAAUUAUACAGACUUGGACAAGGCAACAUCAAAACAAAAUCAUAUUCUAUUAGAAUUUUCCCCUUUUUUAAGUUGAUAAUCUGUAGCAGGAAUCCCACAAAAUGUGUUUUCUGUUUUAAGAGAACAAUGUUUUUAACUUAAAAUACACUUUGUAAUUUGUACUUGGUAGUUGUUUUUGCUUCUUAUUCUGUGCAAAUAUACUUUAGUACAGCAUACACUUGACAGUUUUAUAACAUUCCUUGAUUUUAAAUCCAGCUAAUUUGUUUACACUUUUAGAGUUAUUGAAUUUUAGAAAUGUGUUUAUUGUAUCCAACCUUUUGAAUUAUACAAUGUUCACUGUAGCUGAAGACAUCAGCUUUUAUUUAUUUUAAUCAAAAUACAUUCUGGCAAUAUGUUAACCAGUCCAUUUAUAGCAAAUAGUAUCUAUAGAUUCAAGUUUAGGCAAAUGGUUAUUUUUUUUAAUUGGCUAUUUCAUUACAGAAAACCCAUAUACUUAACACUUUUUUUUUUUUUGUAUUUACUCAACCUUGCUGUUGAAAAUGAUUUGUAUACAUAUUGCUGCGUAAAACAAAAAAGAAACUCCUGAUUAGUUCUUCCCUGUCGAGUUUCUGUGAAAGCAGUAAUGUUUACAUUAAACACCACAAGUUCCGGAUUUAAAAAUCACUUCUGUGCUGUACAUUUGAUAGUCCAGUCAUUUAUGCAGGUCCGUGGAUGAACCACAACACCUUCAGUCAGUGAUGUCUUAUCCACAAGAAGUGAUGCAAUCCUUUCUGGAACAGAUUACACUGGUACUCGUGCAAUAAAAUCGCUUGCUGGACAUGAAUGCCAAAUUGUGUUUUUUUUUUUUUUUCCUUUAAACAAACCUGGCUUAAAAUUAGAUUUUUUUUUUUUUAAAUCUAUACGUUUUUGACUGUAUUAAGGGCUUUUCAUUAUUUAUUUUUAAAUACUGUAUGACUUCAACCAAAUACUUUCUAGUUUGUUACUUAAUGCAAAUAAAUAAGCAUUUUUAUUUAAAAAAAAAAAAUCAAUGUUUGCUCUAUAGUAAAUUUUAGACUGUUCAACAUCGUGUGGGGAAAAUGCUAAGUACUAACUCUACAGUACAACAAGAAUGUCCUAAGCUCCAUUUCCACUGCCCAGUGUUACCCGGUACAGGUGCAUUCAUGUAGAGCCCACAAUUAAAGGUAAGAAUUUACACUAGUAGGAAUAUUUAAUUUGUGCUAAAAACACUAAAAACGAUUACCAGCACUCAGUCUGGACAGUGGAAACACAGCUUUAGAUUCUCACCUGUUGUAGAAGAAUUUUCCAGGUGUCCCUACACACACCUACUUUAACAAUAACGUGUAAUCAAUAAAAUAAUCUGAAGCAAUUGGAAAGAGUUUGAUUGUGU
Messenger RNA from Acipenser ruthenus (sterlet), 5015 nucleotides. RefSeq names its product lysyl oxidase homolog 4-like. Gene Ontology annotation, cellular component: membrane. The transcript is spliced from 15 exons. Lineage: Eukaryota; Metazoa; Chordata; Actinopteri; Acipenseriformes; Acipenseridae. The record is from RefSeq and is a predicted model, not a curated record. The coding region runs from base 226 to 2508 and encodes 760 amino acids. Gene Ontology annotation, biological process: peptidyl-lysine oxidation. Gene Ontology annotation, molecular function: copper ion binding; protein-lysine 6-oxidase activity.